Peniophora sp. CBMAI 1063 is the source of this 1206-nucleotide messenger RNA. The record is from the annotation of a GenBank genome assembly. NCBI's taxonomy places the organism in Eukaryota, Fungi, Basidiomycota, Agaricomycetes, Russulales, Peniophoraceae.
AUGAACGUCAUCGCCGAACGCCGAGAGUUCGCCACAAAUCCCGCACUGACCCUUCGCGCUCGCUCGUACACCCUCAACUACCACUACCACCACCUCUGCCACCACUUCUCUGUCUACCACUCGCGCGCUACACUCUUCCCCGGCGCGAUGGACGGCCACGCGCGCGCAGGGCUGGUAGACCUGGACGAAGACACCUUCGCGCACCCGCGCCGCCCGCCCGCCCUCUCGUCCUGGCCCGCCCUCUCGUCCUGGCCCGUCCCGCCACCCCCCUUCCUCCGCCAAAGCACCCUCCCAGCCCCUCAAGACCCAAACCCACCAUCUCCCUCACCAAUCCCGCUCAAACGCGUCCCCCCAAACCUGAUAAACAACGCGCUCCCGCCCGAGCUCCUCCUCUCAAUCUUCAUCCUCCUAACGCACUCCAUCGCCGACUACGGCUCGCACUGGACCUACUCCCCCUUCUGGCUCUCCGUCACCCACGUCUGCCGCACCUGGAGGACCCUCGCGCUCUCCUCGCCGCUCCUCUGGACGCGCAUAUCCUUCUCGCGCUCCACCGGCGAUCUCGCGAACACCAUGCUCGCAAGAUCAGGCGACGCGGAGCUGAACAUAGCGUACAGCGAUCGAUUGGCGCGUAUGCCGCCCUUGCAGCUCUACACUGCGCUCUCUCCGCCUCAUCUAAGACGCACAUCGCGCCUCCGGCUCAACGUCACGCGCGCUUCACUCGCGCACCUCGCCGCGCGCCUCCCCUCUGAAGCGCCCAUUCUCAGACGGCUGCAUAUUGACUUGGUGGACGGGAUGCAUGUACCCGGAGAGGGUCACGCGGUGCCCGGCGUGGCGAACUUGCGCGCGCCAGAGUUGAGAGCGCUGAUAUUGUUCGGUGUACCGAUCCCGCCGACCGCACCACUCCUCACGCGCUCCGCACACCUCACCGAGCUCGUGCUAUUAGGUAUCCCCCGCCCGGCGCGGUGGAGCGUAGCCGACGCUCUCCGCGUACUGCAACAUACGCCCAAACUCAGACGCCUGCUGCUCGUACACGCGAUCGAAGAAGAUCACCCCGACGACCCGCCCGGACCCCACAUCUCCCUGCUGUAUCUCAGAGAAGUGACGAUGCACGCGCCGACGCCGGCCUUAUCGUCUUUUCUUUCGUCUCUCACCACCGACCCGUCAAUAUUGGCAAGAUGCACGCUCUCCGGCGCGAUCCCGCCCUAA